Messenger RNA from Penicillium soppii, 1539 nucleotides. RefSeq lists its product as uncharacterized. The coding region runs from base 1 to 1539 and encodes 512 amino acids. The record is from RefSeq and is a predicted model, not a curated record. Gene Ontology annotation, cellular component: nucleus; cytoplasm. Gene Ontology annotation, molecular function: protein serine/threonine phosphatase activity. The transcript is spliced from 2 exons. NCBI's taxonomy places the organism in Eukaryota, Fungi, Ascomycota, Eurotiomycetes, Eurotiales, Aspergillaceae.
AUGUCCGCCGUUGGAUCAUCGCUCGGGAAUUCAAAUUCCUUUUUAAUUGCAGAGAAAAGCAAAUUUGAGUUAGAAAACAGAGCAGACCCAGAAUCCUCCGCCACAGGAGAAACAAAGACCGACCGUCAUCCUCCAAGUGAAUCUUUAAACCAACUGCCAAGUGACACCCAGCCGCCCGACAUGGAAUUUGACAACACCCAGCAAAACACGACUCACGAAAGUGAUUUGAAUCUCAGUCCAACCAGCAAAGCUUCAUUUGUCGACUUUCUGAAGAGAGGAAGUUAUCAUUUGCGCAGAUCCAGCAAGAACGACAGCCGACGACCCUCCACAACAAGUCUGGCGAAUCCUUCAAUUGCGCUUAAUGAGAAGUCAAUCCCACCAACCGAGGACCCUGCUCCCAUAUCAGAUGAGGCUGUCACAGAUCUGCCUCCCUUGGAUGUGCACACAUCAGAUGACGUCUUGUCGAACACAUUGCCCUCCGACACUCCACAAAUCCCAAAUGAAUCAAUUCUGCGAAAGCAAAACCAAUUCAAUCUUGAUUCGAUCAUCUGGGAUGAUUCUUCCAGAGAUGGCUUAAAUCGACGAGCCUCUGUUGAUCUAGAUGAUAUGAUUUCACGACUCCUUGAAAUGGGUCAUUCAAAACCGACUAAGAAGUUUUGUCUGGACAACACAGAAAUCCUAUCUAUUUGCUCCGCUGCCCGCAACCUCUUCCUUUCACAACCUGUUCUCCUAGAACUAAACGCUCCAAUACACAUAGUUGGUGACAUCCAUGGCCAAUACACUGAUCUUCUACGGAUUUUCGAAAUGUCUGGAGACCCUUCUACCUCUAAUUAUCUUUUUUUGGGUGAUUACGUCGACAGAGGAAAACAAAGCUUGGAAACAAUCCUCUUGCUUCUGUGCUACAAAUUGAAAUACCCCGAAACUUUCUUUUUACUCCGCGGCAACCACGAAUGCGCCAAUAUCUCCCGUAUCUACGGCUUCCACGAUGAGUGCAAGCGGAGAUCCAGCAUCAAGGUCUGGAAGACCUUCACCGAUGUUUUUAAUUGCCUGCCCAUCGCCGCCGUAGUGGCGGAGAAGAUCUUCUGUGUGCAUGGCGGUCUUUCUCCCAGUCUCUCGGAUAUGAAUGAUAUUCGAAACAUUGUGCGCCCUACUGAAAUACCCGGUCAAGGCCUGCUCACCGACCUGCUAUGGAGUGACCCGGCAAAUAUCAAAGACUGGGGUCCCAACGAUGAUCGGGGUGUGAGCUGGACCUUUGGACGGAAGGUUGUUGCAAACUUCUUGAAGCGAUAUAGUUUGGAUCUGGUUUGUCGCUCACAUAUGGUUGUGGAGGGUGGGUAUGAAUUCUUUGGAGAGCGCAAUUUGGUUACAGUUUUCUCUGCGCCUAAUUACUGCGGAGAGUUCGAUAAUUUGGGAGCGACAAUGUCGGUUUCUGAGGAGCUGCUUUGCAACUUCGAUGUAUUAAAGCCGUCCAGCCUGGGUCCAUCUAAUAAGAAAGAGCGGAGAUGGAGUGAGUCAAAGGCGUGGGAAAAAGCAUUGUAA